Molecule: messenger RNA, 312 nt
Organism: Capronia epimyces CBS 606.96
Lineage: Eukaryota; Fungi; Ascomycota; Eurotiomycetes; Chaetothyriales; Herpotrichiellaceae
Product: blocked early in transport 1
Exons: 2
Coding region: 1-312 (103 amino acids)
Biological process (GO): intra-Golgi vesicle-mediated transport
Source: RefSeq, a predicted model, not a curated record
AUGUCGGACGCCUACGCACGCGAAGAACAAAACAACGACCUCCUCUCAUCUCUAUCCCAGAAGACAGCGGCGCUCAAACACAUCACGCUCGACAUCUACGACAAUGCCCGUUCCCAAGACACGCUCGACCAUACCAACGAAGUGUUCAGCAACAUGGGCACCAAUAUCCGCGGGUCGGCGGGCCGGUUGACGCGCAUGGCGCGACAAGGCGACAAGACUGCGGUGCUGAAGGUGGCAGCCAUACUGGUCGUUGCUGUGCUGCUGAUUUAUUGGAUUGGAGGGUGGAUUCUGGGCUUGAUAUUUGGGCGGUAG